UUACUUUUAAGGGUGACAACUCUCCAGACUAUAAAACAGGAGUAUUUUAUGCAAUGCAGAUUUGUCUCCCUUAGCUACACACUUUUCUUACACAACAUGAUACAUUUGUAUUUCUCUUUUAUAUACAUAUGAUUCAGGUAAGAUCACUAAAAUUAUCCUUGCUAAUCCUAUCGAAAAUUCAAAUAAAAUGUAAAAGGAUUUAAAUAUAAUAAUAUGCCAAAAUGUUCCACAGUUUAAAUCAUGGAUGUAAAACAAUGGUGUGUGAUUGAUCAAAUUAACAAGGAAACCUUAGGCAUUGUACUUUAACAUUACAUAUAAUAUUAAAAUAACAUACUACAGGGGUUUUAAAGACACUAGGACAUUAUAUCACAUAUGCAGUGUUUUUGUUACGGUUACUAAUGAUAUAAAACAAGUUAUCUUUUAUUUAGGAUGUUAAAGCAAGUUUUGGCCCUUACUUUUGCUAUGUCUGAAUUAAAUAAAAUGUACCCAACCUUAUGAAUAUCUGUUGAUUUAUCAAAACCAUUACAAAGUCUGUUUACCGACCUAAUUGAUGGUUAUAGCCUAUACGUAGAGAAAUUUCUCUGUGAAAAAAAUGAUAUCGGACAUUGAGUUUAAUGGUCAUUUGUCCAGCAUGUAACCACUUAUUAAGUUCUAGACCAUGUUGGGUAAGUAGUCAGUCGGUCACUCGUGGGGUUAAUUGGUUGUAAUUACCACAGAUGGCAGUAUCAGUGUUUGGACACCCCUAUCUGCCCCUGGACCCCUACUACAACCCUAAAAAAUAAUUCAAUUUGGCUCGUCCAAUCACAUCGCGUAUUUCAACACAGGUAUCAGACUGCAAAAUGGCAGCGACAAUUCAAAAAAUAGCGUGAGACAGAAAAAAAUCGGAAUGAUAUUGAUAUUCGUUGGACUUGAAUUAAUUAAGUUGUGGAAUUCAAGUUCUUUUUAUUGAUGUUAAUGAAUGAUGCAGCGAAAUCCCGCCGGAAUGCGCCUCAGUCGCCGAAAAGACGAUUUCCCGUGUUCCACAUUGUUUGGCUAACAUAUAGUAGGCUUUUCACCUUUCUGUAACUAUAAUUUUGAGAUAUGACCAAAACAUGUGUUAAAAAGCAUAAAACAACAGAAAUAACAAUUAAGUGUAAUGUUUAUUUGAUUGGGUUUUAUGUCACACCGACACAGUAUAGGUCAUAUGGCGACGUUCCAGCUUAAAUGGUGGAGGAAGACCAUAUGUGCAUUUUUUUUCAGGCACGAAGAAGUACCUGAGUGGAACCCCCAACGUUCCGUAAACUAGCUGGAUAGCUUUCUCACAUGAACAAAUCCAAAGUCCCAAACGCAUAGCGGUGAGGGGCAAGUACUUUGAUGUCAACGACCUUAACCACUCAAAAUUUGUGAAAAGCUCGACCAUGAUGGGCUGUUUGAAAGGUAUCGACAAGGUAAUAACCUAUUGGUAGUAGUCAGAUCCUAAUGCGUAGCUGUAAUUAGGAGCUGAUUUUAAUCAGAUUGGUGUUUAAUCAAUCAGGCACAAAAUAUUAUGACAACACAUGUGUUCUAGUACUUGCCAUAUGUUAUUGAUUUAAAUAAAAAUCGAACUGACUUUAAGAUAUGAAACAUAUUUGUAAACAUAAACGAUCACUAUCGGAACCAUGUUUUGAUUUCGUUCUAAUGCCGACUUAAUCCUUUUUGGCAUGGUUCUAGCUUGAAGAGGAAAGGAUUUUUAUAUGAAAUUUUGGACUAUUUGUCUGAUUGCUUUUUUAGAACAGUAUGUUUUAACACUGUAUACUUUUUCAUUAUACGUUUAUCUAAUUGAAACUUGCAUAUAAAUUACUUAUAACUUAUUCAUAUUAUAUUUGUGAAGUGCAUCUAUUUUAAAAGAUAUUUUGUUGAUCUUUGAGUUAAUUGAUAGGGGUAUUCUAUUCUGCGUGAUUCUUUAACUAGUAGUCUUUUUACCUUUAAUUUACAGACGACGACUACACUUUUAGGCAUGGAUGAAGAAGAUAAUGACAUCACAUCUUAAUGACGUCAAUAUGGGGAUUCUCGGAUACAAAAGUAUUUUGAAGUCGGUUAUAAGAUGUCAGAUUCAUCAUUUGGUAGAGCAAUUGGCAGCAAACACUGACGACGAAUCGAUAUUUCUGACAGCGAGCGUGUCUGAUGGCACCCUCAGCCAUCUUGGUUCUGAAACUGGUAAAGAUUUUCUGAAGAAUCACGAGGAUAUAAAACUACAAUUUCUUGGAUUUUGUUUGCAAAAUCACUAUGAAAAGAAACUUGAAUUACAACGUCAAGAAAAUGAAUCUUUUUGUCAAGAAACAUCCUUUCCAAAUAAUGGUUUAGAUGAGAACGAAAUAUACACAGCAACUAAGUGUUACAUACCAACAGGACUGAACAUAAUUGAUAAAGUAACACCAAAUUCAUCAUCUUUAAAAUCACGGACAUCAUCGCCUCAUAUUAGAUUUGAACCUUAUGUAUUCCAAAAACAUUCGGGAAGAAAACAAUUCAACAACUAUCAAGGGGAGGUAAGAAACCACGUCUUUGGAAAGUCUGCAUUUAAUAUUCCUUCAACUAGUUGGUCUAAUGAUGGAGAUUUCAAUGAUCAAGAGUCUAGCAGUGACACAUUUGAGACACAUGCCAAUUUCCAUGUGUCUAAAGUAAAGCCAAAUGUUCCACCGUCGAUUAAAACAGAUCAAUGUAAUUCAAUAACUUCAAACAAUUUACCCGUAUCAAAUCUCAAUGACUUCGGCCAUCCUUUAAAAGGAAAGGUAGAACAUUCUGAAGAAAAAACAAAUGUUAACUCAAGUGACAAUGAUAUAAAUUCAGAACGUGAAAAUAAAAACGACACAAAUAAGUAUACGCACACUAAAGAAUGGCAAAAUUUUGUAUUUACAUCAAGUAUAAAGACAAAAGAACCUAUGAUCAAAGAUCACAACGAAAAGACGGAAUCAUCAAAUAUCAAAAGUAGUAAAUCGAGACCCGACAUGCAAGAAGUAAUUGAAAAGUUACAUUUGCAAAACUCUGUCGAAAAUAUCCAAAAUAAAUCAAAUAUACAUAAGAGAGGAAAUAAGAGUUCGAUGACGAAUUCGAAUAUCCAUAGAAGAAGCACAAGUUUGGAUUCUAAAGAAGACAGUAAAGGGUCAUAUGAACUGACCAAAUUAAAAAAUGCUACAGACGAACACAAAACUUCAUCUUAUACGUCCAAGCUGCGAAGUUCUAGAUCCCUUUUAAGAAAACAAGAGGUAGAUAAGGCUCUGAAGCUUGCCAAAGCAAGACUAUCAUUGAAAAAAGGAAGCAUUGAUCAAACAAUUAGUUUAGGUGAGUCUCCAGUCGACACUUCUUACUCUGAAACUGACGAAGCUGAAUCAGAAGGAAAUCCUGAGAACAAUAUCGAAGAUAAGAAAACAACUAAUCAAGCAUGGAUUAAAGAUAUACUUUUGAAAAAAUAUAUUAAUGUACCGUCUGGACAUGGAAUGGUGUAUAGUGAAAAGACGCUAAAGACAUCACUUAGUUCACAUGAAUGUAAUUCAGAAUCAGAACCUGAAAUUGUUGCAAUAGAACCAGGCAGUGUUUUUGUAUUCAAAAACAGUUUUGACCAAAUGAAACAAUCAGAUAACGUGAGGCAGAACAAAGAGAAAGUGCUUGUUAAACAUACAAAAAAGACAUGUAAUGAAAAAGCAGCAAAGUCCUCAAGUGGUUGCGACGAGUUUACUCUCCAAAUUACUUCUUCUAGAGAUGGCAAGGAUCGCAACAUAAGAUUAUGUCCUGAAAAGUCAUGUAUUUCAAAGUUGUAUUCAAAUGGACCGUUUGAGGCUACAGAAAAACAACUUUGUGCUACAAUCAAUAUACAGUCACAAGGAGGCAAGAUCGAUGAGCCUCAAGAAGGCAAGAUCGAUGAGCCAGAAAAAAAUAAAUUCGAUAAAUUUAAGAAAAAUAAAUCAGCACCUUGCUUUCCUGAUGUAACAAAUAGCAAGAUAGAGGUUAUAAAGAAUAAAAGAAGAAGGUACCUUCUAAAGAAGAAGGCAUCAGGUAAUGCUGAAUUUACGUCGAACGGAAGGAAAAAGGAACACAAGCAACGGAAAAGAAAUACCUCUAGAAAACGGCGAAUCAGCGAAAAAUACAAGAAUGACAUGGACGAUGAAGAUAGAGAAGUGUCAAGGUCACGAUGUUGCACCGAUAAUCAAGCUGAGACCAGUUUUGGAGAUUCCGAUAUAAGACGUAGUGGUAAUCUCAUUCUCCCUCCAAUAUUCACUAAACUCUCACUUGAUAAUGAAAGGAACUCAAUAAAAGAUGUAGUAAACUAUAAUAAUUCAACUAAGUCAAAGUCAGGUAUUCUGAUGAAAAAGAUUCAUUUUCAGCAAGAUGAGAUGUCUGAUGAAGACCAAAGGUACGACUCUAUUGCACAAGCAAAGGUAAUAAAUGGGUUGAAACAAAUGCGUGAUCCGACAAAAGAACCCACACAUGCUGAUCAUCUAAGGGAAAAACAAGUUUUAAAUGAUGGACAAAAUCAUAGUUCAUGUACAGAAAUUGAUAUGGAAUGUGAGUAUACUAAGGCACAAAAAGUAGAGACAUUGGAACUGAAAGAGAAUAAUGGUACUAUGGGUGAUAAUGCCAAUAAUAUGCCAAUAAUGAGUAAUACUCAAUAUCAAUCAAAUUGCGCACAAACAUAUACAAAAGAACGCAAAGGAAAAGAUGAUCAUGAUGAUGAAUCAAUCAAAAGCUUGAGUGUUAAAAAGAAUGCCUACACGGAUGAAAAUAAAGAUUAUGCAUGUAUCACAUCUCGCCACACCCACAAAAAGAAAUCAUAUGCAGUAAAUAUAUUUGAAACUUUUGGCAAACCGUUUGAAAAUACUACAUUCCCUGUUCAACCAAUGUGUAUUGAAAAUCAAAUAAUGGAUACAAAUAAGUGCAAUGAGAGCAAAACUGGCUUUGACAAUGGUGAAUCGAAGAUGGAUACUGGACAGUUUGGAGCUUCAUCUGCUCUUAAAAACCAACUGGCUAUAAAUAAUUCCAACAUUGAUGCACUUAAAAGUGACAAAAGCAGCUCCGAUAAAAUAACAAAUCAAAAUAAAGAAUCAUUUGAAGAAGAAUAUCACAAUGAUAAAGUUCAAUCAGGAAAGCAUGGUACCGAGGAAUCAUGUAGUCAAUAUGAUCUAGUCAAGAACUUAUAUGACAUAGAAUAUGUGUCCAAAACCAAAUCUAUUUCAGUUACAUUACCAUCAUUGACUGAAACAAUAUCAUCAGUAACAUCUUCAUUAUCAUCAGCAUCGAACUUUUCCCUACUUAUGAAGACACCAUCCUUAGUCACUGUCCCAAAGUCGACAUCAAAUAUAUCACCAACAUUGUUAACAUCACAAAGUUUGUCAUCACCCAACGCAUCAUUACCAUGCUAUUCUAAAUCAGACUCAUCAUCUGUUUCAGGAGAGGAAUCAGAAAUAGAACAAACGGUUAAUUAUAAUGAUAUUGAAAACGUUUCUAAUCACACUUUAGAGUCUUUUGGAAAAGAGAGUCAAAGCGAAAUAGAUUUAAACACUACAAAAAUUGAUUCAAACAUGGAACGACAAAGAACAGAUUAUGACAAAAUGAAUGACGUGAUUAUCGUCAAAAAUAAAGAUGAACAUCAGAUAGAAACGUUAAAUUCGCAUUUUCUCGACAGUCUUCAUACAAACUACACAUGUGAUACAUGCGACAGGACAUUUCAAUGUAAAUCAACAUUAUCAGACCACAUGACCAUUCAUACUGGGCAAAUAAUACUGCAUAAAAAGGAUGAACAUGAAAUUGAUUUUAUAUCAGAAGGAAGUGAGAAUAUGAAUCCAAGAGAUAUUGAAGUGCAAGAAGCUCAUAAAGAAAUAAGAAAGCAAGAAGAAGAAGAAAAACUCUCUAUUUUCGAAAACCUUUGCCAAGGUAAAGGCUUUGAUAAAAUGCAUUUAAAUAUUUCUGCUCCGGUAGGGAAAAAUAACCCAAAGAAAAGGAAACGCGUUACGAGAAAAUAUGUAAUGGAGAAUCGGUCAAUAUUCCACUCGAAAAGACCUAGGCGAUUUUCUUGUUUGUUUUGUGGCAAAAAAUUUUGUAUGGAAGCAAGUAUGGAAAAACACAUCAGAUGGGAUCAUUUCACAGAAAUACACUCCGCGUGCUGCGUGUGUGGUGCCAAUGUCACAACAACAAAUCCAAACAUAAACAUUUCUGGAAUAAGAGGGAGUUUAAAUGGCAAUAUAUCAAAAAGGAAUGAUGGUGAUUGUACUUUUGGACCUAAAGCAAGCGAUUUUCAUUUGAACGAUGGAAAUGUUCACACAAAGAAAGAAGCUAUGUGUGAGAGGUGUAAGGAAUUGCUGCACGCCCAAUCAGAUUCCCAAUCUGACGUUUACGAAAAGAAUCAAGCUGAAAAUAUCAGCUCGUCAAAUGAGGUUUAUAAAGCAGAAAUUGAAAACAAUUAUGUUGAUAACGGGGGAACAGUUACAAACAAAAAUGCACAAGCGAGCUAAGUGAAAAAGUGAUCCCUUCUGACUGAAACACUGAAACUCGUAUCCUGACCAAACAUUAUGGUGAACAU
Messenger RNA from Ruditapes philippinarum (Manila clam), 6529 nucleotides. RefSeq lists its product as uncharacterized. The record is from RefSeq and is a predicted model, not a curated record. The transcript has 7 exons. Lineage: Eukaryota; Metazoa; Mollusca; Bivalvia; Venerida; Veneridae. The coding region runs from base 1980 to 6461 and encodes 1493 amino acids.